AUGGGAAAGUCCUCAAAAGAUAAGCGCGACGCCUACUACCGGCUUGCCAAGGAGCAAGGAUGGCGUGCGCGAAGUGCCUUUAAGCUGUUGCAGCUCGACGAGGAAUUCGAUCUCUUCGCCGAUGUUACUCGAGUCGUCGAUCUUUGCGCUGCUCCCGGAAGUUGGUCGCAAGUUCUUUCCCGUGUAUUGAUCAAGGGCGAGAAGUUUGGCAGGGCCGCUUGGCAGGAUAAGGAAGCCAAGUUCCGACAGCAGAUGAUGGGAAUUCUACCCAAGGACGGCGACAGCGAGACACAACCCAUUGAGGAGGAACAACAGGAGACCACAAAGCCAAGAGAGGACGUCAAGAUUGUUUCGAUUGAUCUACAGCCUAUUUCACCUCUUGCCGGUAUCACCACUCUUCGAGCCGAUAUUACACACCCUGCGACGGUGCCCCUACUACUUUCUGCUCUUGAUCCUUCUUACGACUCCAAAUCGGCUGGAACGCAGGCGGAGCACCCUGUUGACCUUGUGCUGAGUGAUGGUGCUCCUGACGUGACAGGUCUCCAUGAUCUCGAUAUUUACGUUCAAUCGCAGUUGCUCUUCGCCGCUCUUAAUCUGGCCCUCUGUGUCCUGAAGCCUGGUGGUAAAUUCGUGGCCAAGAUCUUCCGUGGACGAAACGUCGACGUCCUGUACGCCCAACUCAAGAUCUUUUUCGAAAAGGUCAUCGUCGCCAAGCCCCGCAGUAGUCGCGCAAGCAGUGUUGAAGCUUUCAUCGUUUGCAUCAACUUCCAGCCCCCCACUGGAUUCCGUGCUAGUCUUGAGGAGCCUCUCGGUGUUGGUGGACGACUGGAGGAGAUGCUCAAGGAGAAGGGAGAUGUCGACAUGCAGGACUCGACAACAAAGGACCAGGGUGUUGUGGAAAUGGAGGUUUACGAUGAAGUGCCAGAAGACAUGGAGAGAAGCAGUCGAUGGGUCGCACCGUUCAUUGCCUGUGGAGAUCUAUCCGCCUUUGAUUCCGACGCUUCAUACAAGCUCCCUGAGGAUUAUGUCUCUCUAGAUCCCGUCCAGCCCCCAAUUGCUCCUCCUUACAAACGCGCCAUUGAGACACGAGCCGCCAUGUCCGGAUCACAGCGCUAA
Fusarium coffeatum is the source of this 1116-nucleotide messenger RNA. RefSeq lists its product as uncharacterized. The coding region runs from base 1 to 1116 and encodes 371 amino acids. Gene Ontology annotation, cellular component: cytoplasm. The transcript has 2 exons. The record is from RefSeq and is a predicted model, not a curated record. Gene Ontology annotation, molecular function: tRNA methyltransferase activity. Gene Ontology annotation, biological process: tRNA methylation; cytoplasmic translation. NCBI's taxonomy places the organism in Eukaryota, Fungi, Ascomycota, Sordariomycetes, Hypocreales, Nectriaceae.